UAAAGUUGUUGUGCCCACUGCUGACGUAACACUGUAGUAACAAUAAUGGCUGCCCCUAGCAGUAGGCAAGUUCUCCGGCGCCUCUGUCAAUUUGGCGCCUUUAUUUUGACCCGAUUUGGUUUCUGGAACUGCUUUACAAUGCUGAUGCUCUUUGCCGAGCGCGCGGAUGUAAAAAGGAAACCUGACAUCCAGGUUCCCUACUUGUACUUUGACAUGGGGGUAUCAGUUCUUUGUGCCAGCUUCAUGUCCUUUGGGGUGAAGAGGAGGUGGUUUGCACUGGGGGCCGCCAUACAGUUAGCUAUCAGCACCUACGCUUCUUAUAUUGGUGAACAAGUGCACUAUAGUGACUGGCUGAAGGUAAGGAUGUACUCCAGAACCCUGGCUAUCAUCGGGGGUUUCCUGGUCCUAGCCAGUGGUGCGGGGGAGGUAUACAGACAGAAACAUCGCACCAGAUCGCUGCAGUCCACCGGACAGGUCUUCAUAGGGGUCUACCUCAUCUGUAUGGUGUACUCCCUCCAGCACAGUAAAGAGGACAGGAUGGCCUACGUGAACCACAUCCCUGGUGGGGAGAUCACCCUAAUGCUACUGGUGGUGCUGUUUGGAGUGCUGGCCCUGGCCUUCCUCUCUGGCUGUUAUAUCCGUCUAGCUUCACAGAUCCUGGCAGUGGUCCUGCCCCUCAUCCUGCUCUUCAUCGACGGUAACCUGGGCUACUGGCACAACACGCGCCAUGUAGAGUUCUGGAACCAGUUGAAGCUGAUGGGGCAUAACGUGGGUAUUUUUGGGGCUGUGCUGAUUCUGGCUACAGAUGGUUGAAUGGAAUGGACACCUUGGCAGACUAUCAGAAGAGAGGCCAAUACUUAACAUGUGACUGAAGCUACAUUUAGUGUUUCAAAUGGCACCCUAUUCCCUAUAUAUUGCAUUACUUUUGACCAACGCUUGGCCAAAAGUAAUGCAUUAUAUUGGGAAUAGGGUGCCACCUGGUCAAAAGUAGUGCACUAUAUUGGGAAUAAGGUGCCAUGUGAGACUUAUACAGUCUUUCUGGAUCCUCAGAUGAACUGAUCCUCACUUACAGCAGGAGAUAAAUGGUGAUUGGACGCUAAUCCCUGCCUGACAGACAGCCAUGUGGGUAGACCUUAUCGUUAACUACCUGUCCAACUUUGCUUCUGCAGAAAAUAGAUAUGAGCCCUGUUUAUUUUUUAUACUGAACAAAAAUACAUAACGCAACAAUUAACUAUUUUACAGUUCAUAUAAGGAAAUCGGUCAAUUCAAAUAAAUAAAUUAGGCCCUAACCUAUGGAUUUCACAAAAGGGCUUUAUUACAGACAAAUACUCAGUUUCACAACAGCUGUCUGGGUGGCUGGUCUCAGAUGAUCCCGCAGGUGAAGAAGCCGGAUGUGGAGGUCCUGGGCUGGCAUAGUUACACGUGGGUCUGCGGUUGUGUGGCCCGUUGGACGUACAGCCAAAUUCUCUGAAACGAUGUUGGAGGUGGCUUAUGGAAGGGAAAUGAACAUUAAAUUAUCUGGAAAGAGCUCUAGUGGACAUUCCUGUAGACAGCAUGCCAAUUGCGCGCUCCCUCAAAA
Molecule: messenger RNA, 1579 nt
Organism: Oncorhynchus tshawytscha (Chinook salmon)
Lineage: Eukaryota; Metazoa; Chordata; Actinopteri; Salmoniformes; Salmonidae
Gene: tmem101
Product: transmembrane protein 101
Exons: 4
Coding region: 46-813 (255 amino acids)
Biological process (GO): positive regulation of canonical NF-kappaB signal transduction
Source: RefSeq, a predicted model, not a curated record